This is a messenger RNA of Anthostomella pinea, 1083 nucleotides long. NCBI's taxonomy places the organism in Eukaryota, Fungi, Ascomycota, Sordariomycetes, Xylariales, Xylariaceae. The record is from the annotation of a GenBank genome assembly.
AUGGCAUUUCCCGGAGCACCGCAACUUAUCUUUGGCUGUGGCGGGCUCGGCAAUGAAUUUGUCGGCGAAGAUUCGGUAACAGAGCUAUUGCAAACGCUCAAGCAGUUCGGCGUGAGCCGGCUCGACACAGCUACGCUCUAUCCGCCGACAGACAUUGGAGCUUCGCAACGUCUGCUUGGGCGAACGGGGGCAGCAAGGUUGGGAUUCACCAUUGAUACCAAGGUUCUGGUCAGCUUAUCCGGUCUGAAAGGGACCCUCGAGCCCGAGAAGAUCGACAAAUAUGUUGCAGAAAGCAAUGAAGUCCUACGGUUUGAGGAUGGUCAGCGCAUCAACGUGCUGCACGCCCAUGCCCCGGACGUCGUCACGCCGUUGGAGGAGCAAGCAGCAGGGUUCGACAAACAGUACAAGAAGGGUCUCUUUGACAAAGUGAACACUUCCAUUUUUUCCCGGGAGAAAUAUUCUGGAGGUGAAUCUGAGACUGACCACGAACUGCAGCUUGGUCUUUCCAAUUUCCCUCUGGACAUGCUCUCCGAGUUCAUAGACAUCUGCGACCGUGAGGGGUACGUCAAGCCCGCAGUUUAUCAAGGACUCUAUAAAAUCAUCGACCGCCGACACGAGGGACCUCUACUCGACUUCGUGCACAAACAGGGUAUGCAGUUCGUGGCGCACAGUCCGCUGGCCAGUGGCUUCCUGCACGGCAGACUAACGACGGGCGAUGUCGAGGGCACGCGUUUCGCGGAGGGCAACAUAAUGUCCAUGGAUGCUCGGCGGUAUGACACAGACAAACACCACGACAUUAUCCGCUCACUCGACAAGGUGCUUGAGCCACACGGCAUCACCAAGACUGAUGCCGCGCUGCGCUGGCUCGCAUACCACUCCCAGCUGACACCUCAAGAUGGGAUCAUCUUCGGCUCCAGCAAGCUCGCUCAAGCCAAGCAGAAUGUGGCCGCCAUUGGCGAGGGUCCACUUCCGGCUGAUGUGUUGGUGGCACUAGACAGCGCCUGCGAUACCAUGGCAUCGCACCGUACUGGCAGCUAUAGCGAGGAAAAUAUGAAUAGUUGGCGCACAAUGACUGCCAGCUAG